UGACAUUGCAAAUCAUCAGCUGAUGUGCCUGUCUGAUUUGGAAAUACAAGCACCAGGAGACAUAGUAUCAAAAAUGGCCAGAGUGAAUGUUCCCCACAAAAUACAAAGAGAAAAUCAUAGUGAUAUGCACAGGGUGGGGAAAUGGCACCCAGAUUUUCCAGUGAAGAAAAGGAGAAAGUUUUAACCUGGAGACAAGAGCUGUUGAAACUCAUGGAUCGUCACAAGAAAGAACGUGCAGGAGAGAAACCUUUUAAAUGCCAGGAAUGUGGGAAAAGCUUCAGAGUUAGCUCUGACCUUAUUAAGCACCAAAGAAUUCACACUGAAGAGAAACCGUAUAAAUGUCCACAGUGUGAUAAGAGGUUCAGAUGGAGUUCAGAUCUUAAUAAGCACUUAACGACACACCAAGGAAUAAAACCAUAUAAAUGCUCAUGGUGUGGGAAAAGCUUUGGUCAAACAUCAAAUCUCCACACACACCAAAGAACUCACACUGGUGAGAAACCCUUUACGUGUCAUGAAUGUGGAAAAAAAUUCAGUCAGAACUCCCACCUUAUUAAACACCGGAGAACCCAUUUUAGUAUAUGCAAAAGAAACUUCAGCAGGCGGUCAAACCUUAAACACCAGAUACUCAGUCUGUGAAGGAAGCUUGUCCAGUGCCCUCAGUCUGAACAAAUUCACCAACUGGAACUUGACCCUAAAGUUUAUGAAAAAAUACAAAAUUACUAAGCAUGAAGAAUUUUUUAUCAGUGGAAAAUUUGGUAAUAUAAGCAUCAUGUUUCACAGAAAGGAAUCAAGGUUGACUCUGUAGGGGAUGCAUUAAAGUUGUACUAAGUCACUUACAACCUUCAGGGAAUUCCUUUGCAAGAGAGGUGUUCUAAGAACAUUCUGAAUAAUGGAAAAAGCUGUUUUGGGAUUGUACCUGGCAAAAUAGCAAAUUCAGCUUCAAAUAACAGAGGCAGCCAUGAAUCUGAUAAUCAGUCUUCAGUGAUCACAGAGGUAAAUAGUGUUGGUUUUUCAUCAAUCUGCCCAGCUACCCUUAAACACAUAAUGAUAGAAACAUUUGUAGCAUGGUCUUUCAUAACAAAAGCAAUAAUAUACUUGUUUUAUUGCAUUCCAUUGUCCUCAAAGUAGUUAGCUUACCAAUUUCACUAGUCUCAUGGGGCAGAAAUGAAUUCUAAUGUAAAAUUUUCCAAGAACCAAAUUGGAAUUUCUUUGUCUUGUUCUUGGAUAUCAUAUGAGUUCCUUCUUAAACUUUUUAGCCACUUUACCUCUUUACUCAUGUUAGCACAAAUUUUUACUGUGAUGAAAUCAUAUUUACUUCACCACUAGGGAAUCUGCUAGAUAACUAAUGAUGCACUAUUUUAUGUCUCUCGUUGGCGGUGUUUGAGAAAAAUGAAAACAUUUGUAAUGAGAUCAUAUGGAAACGGGUUGGAAUUUUUAGCCAUGAAAUAUGCAUUAGAUUAGAUAUAAAGAAUUUUCUGCAAAAACAGUUUCCUUUCUUUUCUUCACUUACAAUGUUAAUAGGAUAAAACAGCCAUAAAGAUUUUCCUGAAGCAUAAAAGAAAAUUAAUGGGCAUUCAGGAUUAAUUUCUCAGGUUUUUGUUUGGUUAUUCAUUUAGCUUUUGUUUGUUACUAAGAACAUAGAGGUAUGUUCAGAAAUUGGGGCGUAUGCUGCAAGCAGGAUGCUAUGGUUUACUGGGCAUGGUCACCUGGGAAUUCAGUGAGCAGGAGACUAUGUUUCUAAAAAGGAAGGUUUGAGAAUCGAUGCUGAGUGGUUGGCAAGGCUGGACGAAUCCAUAUCCAUGUUGGUUGUUUUACACUGUAAACUGUUAAGCAGGCAGGGUCUACUGGUGUCUGUUUUCUCCAGCACAGCAUGUAGCAAUAGCCUUAAGUGAUAAGUGUGAUAGACUGCUGAAAAAUCUCUCUAGGCUGUGGAAUUUUUAAUAACUCACCGCCUUUAUCUACAACAGUGACUCAGAUGUGUGUCUGUUAGAGCUUUUAGGUAGUAUCAGCGAAGGGGUUAAAUUACCUCUUCCAAAUCUCUUAUUUUAUAAAUGAAGUUAAGGCUCAAAGAGAUACAGGGACUUGUUCAAGAUACCAUAGCCAGUGGGUCUGUUGUCUGUCGCUUAGAUUCAUUACACAGGUCUGAAAGCAGGGUUAGCAGGACUGAUUUAUAUGAUAUCUCUGCAGAGCCAGCCUGGAUGACCUUGUAUCUAUUUUUAGCUUAUAAAACAUUCCUGUUUCUUGAUUAGUGACUGAAAUACUCUUAAGUUUCCACAUUUUCUCUUUGUAAUAGAGAAAAUACCUCAGGGUUGAUCUGGAGGUUACAGGAAUUCAUAAAAGCGCCUGCCAACCUGGCCGUCAAUAGAUGCUCAAGGAAUGUGCCCUUCUUUCCCUUUUCCCUGCUCCCCAGAUAUGUUGGGAGGGUUGGUUACAUUAAAGAAGCGGAUGACUUUGUGGCUCUUGUUGCUCCUUUGAGGAGCCAAGCACUGGUGGUGGUGUUAUGCUGACUUGAUUCGGUCUAUGGGUUCAGUGCUUUUGGUGUAAAUCAUCUGAGCUUUGGUCUCGUAUACUCAGUGGGAUUUUAUUUUCUUCCCCGAGAUGAACUACACCAAAUAUUAUUUCUUAAUCAAGGCCAGCUCUGAAUCGCUAAUCUGCAUGGCUGUUACCCAACACCCUCAGACUUAGACCGCUGGCACUAUGUCUCUUCUCCCAAGAUACAUGUGGAUUUCUUGCUGGUACUGCAUUCAUUCAUUUAGUUUAAUGAGGGCCUAUUAUGUGCCCAGGCACUGUUCUAGACUGAGGAUAUAGUAGUGAACAAAAGAAAAAAAUGCAUACCCUCAUGGAGCUUGUAUUCUAGUGAACAGUACAAAGGAGAAUAGUUAUGCCUUUCUACUCGCAGUUAGUGUUAUGAGAUCGUUUUGGUCAGUAAGUUGUGCUCAGAAGCCUCACUUCUGGGCUGAAGCAUUUAUUUGUUGGUGCACGACUCUGUAGUGCUCUCUUUUUGUACCUCAAUCAUGGAAGCACAGACAGAGAGGAGCCACAAGAUCAAACCUGUCUGGAAUGCUGAGUCCCUCACAUUGCAGGAGAGCUGUUCUGGUGAGUCCCAGACCUUUAAUGGACUUCGUGGGAACAAG
Rhinolophus ferrumequinum (greater horseshoe bat) is the source of this 3134-nucleotide messenger RNA. Its product is annotated as zinc finger protein 75A-like. Lineage: Eukaryota; Metazoa; Chordata; Mammalia; Chiroptera; Rhinolophidae. Gene Ontology annotation, molecular function: DNA-binding transcription factor activity, RNA polymerase II-specific; RNA polymerase II cis-regulatory region sequence-specific DNA binding. The record is from RefSeq and is a predicted model, not a curated record. Gene Ontology annotation, biological process: regulation of transcription by RNA polymerase II.